GUCGGUGGUGCCAGGGGGCAAAGACUUGCGAGAACGCGCGCGAGACGAUGAAUGCCGCCGUGUUACUGUUUUAUACAAUUGUUUUCUUUGUUUUUACGUAAAAACGUCACACUUUAAAGCAGGAGUACAGUGCGUUCAGGAAUUCGUUACGAGGAACCGGGUACUAGUCUGCUGUAUACCUAGAUAAGAGACCGGAGGACUGAACGCCUUUGAAGAAGGUGCACGAGGCGAAGGAAGAGGAAGUACAGAGGAGCCGAGGAAGUUGGUGGUCAUCCUAGGGAACGUGGAGGUGGACAAGGAAGAAGAGCUGGAGGAGGAAGAGGAGGCGGAGAGAGCGUCGAGAUACGAGAAUGCUCGCUCGCUGUCUGAUCAUAGCGGGUGCAGCAGCGGUUGUGAGAUCAGCUGGUAAUCACGGAUUCGACGCGCACCUGCGGGGUCCAAGUUUUCUCAUAGAACCAUCAGCAAAAAUCGAAUUUUCAAAUUCAAGCGGCGCUUGGUUAGACUGCGCCGCAACCGGAAGUCCACCACCCAACAUCGACUGGUCGACUGCAGAUGGAAUUCCGGUGGGGGAUGUCCCCGGCGUACGGAGGGUCCUCAGGAAUGGUACCCUGGUUCUACUUCCGUUUCCGGCGGCGGCCUUCAGGCAGGAUGUUCACAGUGCCGCGUACAGAUGUGUAGCCAGUAAUUCUGUGGGCAGAGUACUAAGCCGAGAUGUACAAGUCAGGGCUGUGGUCGCCCAAGCUUACAAGGUCGAAGUGGAGGUCGUUGGUGGUGCUGCAAGAGGAUGCACAGCGGUACUGCGAUGCAUCGUUCCUCGUUUUGUGAAGGAUUUGGUACGCGUGGUAUCCUGGCUUCAGGAGCCAUCUUUCUACAUAUAUCCAUCGUUACAAGGUGAUGGAAAGUAUCAUUUACUGCCAACGGGUGAACUCCUGGUGCACAGAUUGGAAUUUGGUGAUCAAUACUUGGGGUACAAGUGUCGGACGAUGCAUCGUCUUACACGACAAGUUGUCGUUAGUUCAGCUGCUAACGUCAGGAUAGCAGAAAUUUGGACGUUUGCAGAUCACAGAGGGAUCAUGGCUCCAGUGAUAUUAGAACAUUCUGGCGCUAUACACGUCGCUCAGGACGAAUCCGCGUCCUUGGUCUGCGUAGCUCAAUCCUGUCCACCGCCUGAAUAUCGAUGGUACGCACAAACCGGGGCGGAGCCGAUGCUGGUGCUACCUGGACCUAGGACAAGACUUCUUGGACCGGUCUUAGCUAUUGAGGCUGUCACCCUUGAAGACAGUGGGGUGUAUCGUUGUGCUGCUGCAAAUCAGGGUGGCGAAGCUAGUGCUGAACUAAGACUGAUCGUAACUGCUCCACUUCACGUUGAAGUCAGUCCGACCCUACUCAGCGUCCAUCUUGGUGGAAACGCAGAAUUUCGUUGCGUCGUUGGGACGCAUCCACAAGUAGGACCUCAUUUCGUCACCUGGUACAAAGAUGGCCGACAACUUCCUGGCAGCGGACGACAAUCCGAGCUUUUACGACUGAACAGCAUCGUCAGAGAAGAUAGAGGGAUGUAUCAAUGCAUCGUGAGAAGAUCCGAAGGCGAGACAGCGCAGGCUUCGGCAGAACUUCAACUGGGCGACGCGCCGCCGCUUCUUCUUUACUCUUUCAUAGAGCAGACACUUCAGCCGGGACCAGCUGUGUCGCUGAAAUGUUCAGCAGCCGGAAAUCCAACGCCCCAAGUAUCAUGGACCCUCGAUGGUUUCCCUCUACCUAUCAAUGCACGAUUCGUUAUUGGACAAUAUGUAACAGUUCACGGUGACGUAAUAUCUCAUGUAAACAUCAGUCACGUGAUGGUGGAAGAUGGCGGCGAGUAUUCGUGCACUGCGGAAAAUCGCGCCGGAAAAGUGACUCACGCGGCAAGACUGAAUGUCUAUGGUCUUCCCUACAUACGAUUCAUCCCAAAAGUAACUGCCGUGGCUGGUGAAACUUUACGACUGAAAUGCCCGGUAGCUGGUUAUCCUAUAGAAGAAAUCAAAUGGGAACGUGCCGGACGUGAGCUACCGGAUGAUCUACGUCAGAAGGUACUACCGGAUGGCACCCUGGUGGUUUCCAGCGUCCAAAAGGAAGGCGACACCGGUGUAUACACUUGCUGGGCGAGCAAUAAGCAAGGACACAGUGCCAGAAGAUCCGGGGACGUAGCUGUAAUCGGUAAGGCCAUCGAUAACACUGUUAUCAAAAUAUACCUUAGGAAACUGAUGACUCUGCCUACACGAAGACGAACCAGAGGUACCGCUCUCCGAGAACAAACUCUAUCCCCGUACGACGUCCUAUGUCGCCAUCUUCUUGGACGAGAAGCUGAACCAAUCAGAUUUAAAGAACAGAAUACCCGGAAUUCACAUGAAAAUCUAAGGGGGUUUUCAGGAACGAAGAAGAAUGAAAAAUCCAUGGACCGCAUUAUCGCGGUCACCAGGAGGAUGAUCAUCAUGUAUUCGUGUAUUGGUUUUAUUGUUAUUUCAGUACCUCCCAAAAUUAGCCCAUUCACGGCAGACCGUGAUCUUCAUCUUGGAGAGAGAACGACCCUGACCUGCUCCGUGACACGGGGUGACUUGCCACUGUCAAUUUCUUGGCUGAAAGACGGCCGCUCGAUGGGUCCUUCGGAACGUGUCACUGUCACCAAUGUGGACCAGUUCAAUAGCAUACUGAUGAUUGAAAGUUUAUCUCCAGAUCACAACGGAAACUACUCGUGCGUUGCGCGGAAUCUCGCCGCAGAGGUAUCGCACACGCAACGGCUUGUGGUUCAUGUGCCGCCACGGUGGAUAGUCGAACCGACUGACGUGAACGUGGAGAGAAAUAGACACGUGGCACUGCACUGUCAAGCACAGGGCGUGCCGAAUCCGACGAUAGUUUGGAAAAAGGCUACUGGUGGUAAAUCGGGGGAGUACGAAGAAUUGCGUGAUAGAGCUUACACAAAGCUUUUGAGCAACGGUACUCUUCUGUUGCAACAUGUCAAGGAGGAUCGUGAAGGUUUUUAUUUGUGUCAAGCCAGUAAUGGUAUUGGUACUGGUAUCGGAAAGGUCGUCCAGCUUAAAGUCAAUUCUUCGCCCUACUUUGCUGCACCCUCGCGAUUGAUCACCGUCAAAAAGGGAGACACUGCCACCCUCCAUUGCGAAGUUCAUGGCGAUAAGCCUGUUAUCGUCACGUGGCUCAAGGGUGGAAAGAUCGAACUAAAUCCUUCGACAAAUUAUCGAGUCACUGUUAAACAGGAAGUGAUACCAGAUGGGGUUGUUGCACAGUUACAAAUUGCGUCCGCGGAAGCUUCUGACAGUGGAGCUUACUUUUGUCAAGCUAGCAAUCUUUAUGGACGAGAUCAGCAAUUGGUCCAGCUUCUUGUUCAAGAACCGCCACAUCCUCCGAACUCUCUUGAAACAGCAAUGGUGGCUAGUCGAAGUAUCAAUGUAAAGUGGCAGCAUAAAGCUCAGGAUACUAGUGAAGUAUCCAAGUAUAUACUUCAGUACAAAGAGGGUGAAGGUGGUAUCUGGCAGCAACAAGAAUUGACUGGAACACCCUUACCCUACGCAGCAUUGAUAGACGAACUGAAACCAGCAACCAGGUAUACGAUCCGUAUCAUCGCGGAAGGACCAGCUGGACGAUCGGUACCGUCAUCUGAACUGAUGGUUAGAACUGAACCUCAAAGACCAGCUGGACCACCUAUCAACCUAGCAGCCAGAGCACUCUCUUCGACAGAAGUCCUCGUGACCUGGGCACCACCUAUACCUGAACUCAGACACGGGGACGUUCAAGGAUUCAACGUCGGUUACAGGGAGACGAGCUCUGGAAAUCCAGCUUACAACUUCACUUCCGUUGCCGGGGAUGGCGAGGAUGGAGGCGGUGAACUACGCCUGACUGCACUGCGACCUUAUACACGUUACACCCUUGUUGUUCAGGCCUACAAUCAGGUUGGUUCAGGACCAUUAUCAGAGCCGCUGACUACACAGACCCUUGAGGAUGUGCCCAGCAUGCCACCCGAGGAUGUUCGAUGUGCCUCAUUGACUGCACAGUCUCUGCAGGUUUCAUGGCAACCACCACCUAAUUCACACAGCAAUGGUAUUAUUCAAGGAUACAAGUUGCAUUAUGAACCAGUUUUAGCUGAAGUAUGGCGUGGUGCUGAUGAAAUUGAGGUGCGAAAGACUAGUGCUCUGACUGCCGUUCUUACUGGUUUAAGAAGAUAUACAAACUACAGUAUACAAGUAUUGGCUUUUACAAGAGUCGGCGAUGGUGUACCAACUAGGACAACUUAUUGUCAUACAGAAGAAGACGUUCCCGGAAGUCCAGCCGAUAUAAAGGUCGUUGUAAGUUCACCCCAGGCACUUUUAAUUUCGUGGUUACCACCUUUAGAACCUAAUGGAAUAAUUACGACGUACAAUUUAUAUACAAGAAUCGUAAAUGGACGCGAAGAACUUAAUCAUGGGAAAAGAGUACUCCCAGCAACGAACACCUUCUUCGAAGCAUCAGGACUACAGUCGCACGUUGAAUACCAAUUUUGGGUAACAGCGAGCACAAGAGUAGGCGAAGGUCAAAGUUCACGAGUAGCUGCUCAAGUACCAACGAAUCGUGUAGCUGCACGAAUCACGUCAUUUGGAGGUCACAUUAUACGUCCUUGGAGAGGAUCGGCCACGCUUGCCUGCAAUGCGGUUGGUGAACCAACGCGUGAAUGGUUCAAGGGUGUUGAACAAAUUCGAGCGGAUUCUAAUCGAAAUAUACAAAUUUUACAAACCGGUGAACUUGUUUUGUCAAGUCUUCAGACUCACGACAGUGGAAAUUAUACUUGUCAAGUAGAAAAUUCUCAAGGAAGCGAUCGACUGCAGUAUACUCUUAUCGUACAAGUUCCACCAAGUGCACCAGUCCUUUACGUAACUAGUUCAACCUCCAGCAGUAUCUUGCUCCAUUGGAAACCUGGACAUAAUGGAGGAGCUCCACUGACUGGUUACACUCUUCAUCAUCGUAGGACUCAUGCAAAUUUGGAAGAACUUCAGUUACCACGUCGUGCAACGAAUCAUGAAUUAAAGGGUUUACUAUGCGGCAAUACGUACCACCUUUAUUUGACUUCUCACAAUAAAAUAGGUAGCAGUCCUUCGUCUCCUGUUUUAUCAGUUCGCACUCAAGGUCAAGCACCUGGUAUACCACCAGCUGCUGCAUUACUGGGUCCAAAUUCCACCACUCUAACACUGCGUCUUCAUGUUUGGCCUGACAAUGGCUGUCCAAUUCUCUAUUUUGUGAUUCAAUAUAGACCGAUCAAUGGUUUUCACUGGAUAUUGGUAUCGAACAAUGUAAAGAUGCAGCGAAGAUACAUUGUAACAAAUCUCUCACCAAGUUCAGUCUAUCAGCUUAAAGUUGAGGCAUACAACGUAGCUGGUAGCAAUCAGGCAGAAUUCACUUUUGUUACACUCACAAAAGAUGGCGAUCCACCACCACCAGAAUUAUCAAAACGUGGUAUCACUUCAGUAAUACCGUUUUAUGCUGACGUGAAGGUCAUGCUUCCAUUGUUAGUUGCCAUGCUGGCAUUAUUGGCAGCUGCAGCGACAGUUGUCUUCCGUUGGAGAAACAGAUACCUAGGAGACAGAGUACAACGACCUAUGAAGGAAUCCCAGGAGAAUCAACAGAAUGCUGAAACGCAAAGAGAAAGAUAUUACGCAACCAUUCACAAGGUUGCUCUUCAACAAGCAACGAGCGCCGGUGGACCAGACAAGAUUCCAGGUGAACGUUUAUUACGAUACGGCGGACAGGUUCGAUAUGUCCAACAGACAAAGACGGCGGAGGACAUCUCGCCGUACGCUACGUUCCAGCUUUCGGAGGGUGGCGCGGGAAGCCUGGGAGGGCUGGGAGGAUUGGGAGGACUGGGAGGGGCAGCGGAAGCGUCAACGGCCGGACUUCAUCCCAACAAUACACUUCUUCACAGUUUCAUGUAUCACGAGCACGCCAUGACAGAAGGAUGCGCAAGUCCGCCACCCGCAGCGAGUAUGAAGAGUGUGUCGUCCCGUCGACGUCAUCAAAGGAAGCAGCAAGCACCAGGAGAUGUGGAGAGCGACGAGAGCGAGUCUGACCCAGAUCAAUUGACGAGUUCAAGAACGGAGUCAUCGAAUCAGUUGGACGCCGGGAAAUUGAAGCAUAUCCGAGCAGUUUCAGACUUCAUCUAUCAUGGAACAUCCAGCACUUCUUCAGAUAUUUCACCCAUGUCCGAACAGAAAUCCCUUCCCAGAAGAGGACGCUCCAGAUGGCAUGUUCCCAGCAGGAGCUCACUGCGCACUCUUCUCCCACCGAUAUCGGUAGCGGAAACGGCCUUCGUCGGGAAUCAAACGAGUGUGAGACCCUCGACUGGAAGUGGUGAACGUGGUGAUCGACCCGAGCUCAGUGAAGCAGAGUGCGACAUUGAUUCCCUGAAGAAACUAAAAUUAGGCCUGCGCAGUUCUCUUUGGUCCAGACCCAACACGCAGAACAAUACCUCCUCGGAUUACUCCAUCGCCGUCUAGAUUGCGCGUAACCAAUAUUCGGAUUCUCAUUUCGCAAUCAACUAAGGGGAUGGUUCUACCCCUCGCAACUGGAUCGUCACGUGACAUGGUUAUACAAUCGUACGCAGGCUUGUCACUUCCCAUUUGUACUUAGUGCGGGAAAAAUAUCAACAAGCUGUACCUUUCCUCGUCUUCCUGAUCACGUUCUCCAAUCAAUCAAUCACACCCAUUACCAAUCGAUGACCCUCAAAAAUAUCACUUUUGGCGUUACUUAACAAAACAAACUAUUCCUUCCUAAUAAUUUCCAAUUGUUGUUAAGAUGACUCUGAUCGGCAAUUUCUGGUCGUAUUAGAUAUUUUUAAUUCUUCCCACGAUAUCGGUGUCUGACAAAAUGAGAGCGGUAAGCGUUAAUUAUAAUAAAGAGAACGAUGAUGGUGAGAGCGAGAGAAUGAAUAUAAAUGUGAGAAGAAAGAGAAGGAACGUGAAUAAGAAGUAUGUAGGUCUGAAUGUACGCCAGGCAAUUACGCAAGUAUGAAUAAUUUUUGUGCAAAAUUGUUAGUGUAUGUGCCAAACGACAAUUUGCUCAGACCGCUGCGUGACAAGUUCCCAGCGUGUAAAUUCCCAUCCGAGACCAAAGACUUAUACGUACCAAACAUGGAGAAAAUCAUUUAGGUAUCCAUUUUGCAUCAUGAUGGAUGAUGAAACCGAUUUGAGAUUUCGUAUCGUCCGAACGGGAGAUGCGAAAUUACGGGGUAUGGAAUUUUAUUUGCCGAUAAACAGAUAAAUGCGUCAAAUGAAUUACCAGGAGACUUCUUAUAUAUGGGAUGAUUACGAAGCAAAUGAAAAUGAAGUAAUAUAUGAGACCGAAUGAAUGAGGGGGAGGGAUAGACAUUAAAAAAAAAAAUGAUUAAAGCAAGAAGGAAAUGCUUAUAGAACAUUAAAGAGAGAGAAAAUGAUAAGAAAAAAAGGAGGAUUGUCAUACUGUAAAGUUUAUACAUAUGCAUAUGAUUGUGUUGAUUAUUCUAAGCCAUAGAAUAACCAUGUGGAUGAGUGAUCCAACGAUCGAAAAUUCGUUGUGCAUUUUCGGCGCAAAUGAGGCAUACGCACGCGUGUAUAAUUGCGACGCAUUUCAUAUAUAGAUUAAAAGAUAUAUACAUAUAUAUACGACAAAGGCACUCAAUCAAACUCGGGGAGUUCGAUUAUUCUGGGUUUUCUCGCAAAACGUGUCGUUUACGAGCAAUUAACGGCGUGACCUUUGGUCCAAGUGAUUUUGUACAUUUUCUUAUUCUCUGACUGCCGAUAACUUUUUUACACUCGGUUUCCAAAGGGUUUGGAAAGAGGGAGGGUGGUAGGCGUUAUUGUUUAUUACUGCUGGUCGGCAUGUUUGACUGACACUCAAAAGCGCGAAACAGAUGACAUCUGAUUAAUGAAAAGAGUGCAAAUGAUUUUAGAAUUCUAUAUGAGAACGACGCGAAUGAAUGUUUGCGUGAACGGUCUCCUUUAUUAUUGUGAUGAUUAUGAUGAUGUUUAUGAAGUAUGGCUUCACACGCUCCACUUCGAUACGAUACGAGUCUCGAUAUGUAGAUGUCAAACUCAUAAAAUUAUCCCACAUUGUAUGAGAAAGUAAUGGCGUAUUGUGGGGUAUCAAAACAUGUAACUCUUAAUUCUAUUAUGGAACUUUGUUCCGAAGAUAUUGCGUCGCUCAUAGGAUCGACUAAAUAAAUUGAUGUGAUCAACGGGCAAA
This is a messenger RNA of Cephus cinctus (wheat stem sawfly), 8235 nucleotides long. RefSeq names its product Down syndrome cell adhesion molecule-like protein Dscam2 (gene Dscam2). Gene Ontology annotation, cellular component: axon; plasma membrane. The record is from RefSeq and is a predicted model, not a curated record. Bases 351 to 6512 code for a protein of 2053 amino acids. NCBI's taxonomy places the organism in Eukaryota, Metazoa, Arthropoda, Insecta, Hymenoptera, Cephidae. The transcript is spliced from 29 exons. Gene Ontology annotation, molecular function: protein binding. Gene Ontology annotation, biological process: axon guidance; cell-cell adhesion.